Molecule: messenger RNA, 1045 nt
Organism: Saccostrea cuccullata (small rock oyster)
Lineage: Eukaryota; Metazoa; Mollusca; Bivalvia; Ostreida; Ostreidae
Exons: 3
Coding region: 1-405 (134 amino acids)
Source: RefSeq, a predicted model, not a curated record
AUGAAGAGGCCUAAGACUGGCGGUGGUCCAAAGCCCCCAAGUCCAUCUCCCGCAGAAAAAUCCAUCUUGGAUAAUUUGGACGGUAGACCUUCUUUGGAAGGUAUACCUGGUGGGAUUGAUACAUCUGAUCUUUUGCCAAUCCAGCCUUCCAUCUCCUCAGACAUGCCUGAAAAGAUUAAAGAGACAAGAGAUUCUGUUAAGUCAAAGAAGAAAAUGACAGUUAAAGAUUUUGAACAGAGGAUCCUUGGUCUGGAAACAGAGAAGUUGCAGGAACAAAUUAUGAAGAUCAAGGAUGACAGAGAGCUAAUCCAAACACAGAAGUCCUAUUAUGAUUUAAAAUUUCAAAUUUUACUUAAUUCACAUCCAGAAGUAAUAGCUCAGGUGUUACAAAAUAAUGAAAUUUAAAUGUCUCACAUAUAGAUAUAGCUGCAGAUCUGUAGCUCUCUGAAAAAAUAUAUAUUGAUAGACUGGAGAGCUACAGUGCCACCCAUUGAAAAAAAUGUAAAUUUAUUGCACACAAAAAAGUGCGCGCGAUUCUUGAUUAAUUUUUUCCAAAUUCUUACCUCAAUUGCAAAAAAUGAAAGAUUUCAAAAAAUUACUCUCUCCUCUAUCAAGUUCUCUCGAAGUUGACAUUUGAACGAAGCAUAUUGGACCGAAUUAUCUUUGAAACCAAAAUGGCAGUAUAAAUAAGCGAAAUGUCCAACGAUUGCAACAUCAGGGCCAGGGGACUAUUAACAACAAUUAUGAGGAAUGUUUUGUUGUGGAAAGAGUCAAAGAAUAUGUUAGGAACACACAGUUAGUAAUAUUUUGAGAUUACAGCUUAAAAAACAUGGAGAAAUAAAUAGAGAACCGAGCACAUUCAUUUGUGCGCAAUAAAUAUACAUGUACAGUUUUUUCAAUGGGUGGCUCUGUAGCUCUCCGGUCUAUCAAUAUAUAAUUUUUCAGAGAACUACCGAUCUGCAGCUAAUAUAGAUAAAGGUACUCCAAGUUUUUUUUUUCUAUGUUUAACUGAUUUUUGUUUUUGUUUUUACUUAGCCAGUUGCUC